This is a messenger RNA of Oppiella nova, 1669 nucleotides long. Lineage: Eukaryota; Metazoa; Arthropoda; Arachnida; Sarcoptiformes; Oppiidae. The record is from the annotation of a GenBank genome assembly.
UGUUAACAUAUUUAUAAAUAAGGGAUACAGUAUUAAUAGGUAUAUUACUAUAUUGUGAAUUGUAUACAAUAUUGUCGCUCAAUUCAAAGAUAUGGAGAUGAAUGACAAGGAAUUGUCCAAAAUAUGUGGUAUCUGUGGUGAUAAGGCUCUUGGUUAUAAUUUCAAUGCCAUUACAUGUGAAUCGUGUAAAGCAUUCUUCAGGAGGAAUGCUCUGAGAAAUAAAGAGUUUAAAUGUCCUUUUGAUGGCAAUUGUAAAAUAGAUUUAGUCACCCGAAGGUUCUGUCAAAGAUGUCGACUCAAGAAAUGCUUUGAUAUCGGGAUGAAAAAAGAAUGGAUCCUUUCAGAGGAGGAGAAAGUGAUGAAAAGGAGUAAAAUAGCGGAAAACCGGAAGAGAAGACACGACGGAACAGAUGUGACGAAAGGCGCCGAUUCGACGACAACUACACCCGUCGUCGACACUAACAUACCGUCGAUGGAUAAUAGCAAUAAUGUGCAGACUUUGUCCCCGGAUUUCAAUGUAAACCUCGGAAGAGAUAUGUUAUUAGAGGUGACGGAAUGUACGGCGAUUGAAGUGACCCAAACAAUCAUGAAUCCAAUGCCAGUCAAUAUGGACCUACAAGUGCUCAAUAAUGUCACCGAUUGUCAUAAAAACAAUUACAUCAAUAGUAUUAAUAGCGAUGAGAAUUUCCGAACAAAAAUGGAUAACAUCUCCAGAAUGGAUGAAAUGAAUGACAUCCCGGAGAUUGUCUACAGAAAAGCCAUUGAACUGGAGUUCGCGUCCAUUCCCAUAAGGAAGACCAUGAAUGAGACAAACGCUAAUUACUUUGAAUUCAAUGAUUUGGAGCGAAACAAACUGACGGAACUGUUGAAUGCCAUGGCAGUCAUGAAGGAUCAGUUCACUGCCAUCACCUCGGAAGUGACCGGAAUUUUGGAUGCCCUCAAAAUGACUGACCAAACGGUGCGACAACUGAUCAAAAUGUCCAAAAGGAUGGUGGGGUUCAAGAGUCUGUGCCAACACGACCAGAUCGCUCUGUUGAAGGGCGGCUGUACUGAACUCAUUAUAUUGCGAUCAGUCGUCUCCUAUAACUAUGAACGAGAAUAUUAUACUAUUGUUAUGGACAGUAAUAACGCGACUUUAAUCAAAUUGGAUGUAUUAAAGCAGGCGAAAGGCAAUGUAUACGAGGCCCACAAGAAGUUUAUGCACGCUUUUAAAUCCGAAUGGGAUUCCGAUACCACGAUAAUCGACCUGUUGAUUGCAAUAACACUGUUCUCUCCCGAGAGACGAAAUAUCAUCAAUAAGGACACCAUUAAACUCGAACAGCAGGUAUACAUGUAUUUACUUCAACGAUAUUUAGAGAUUAAAUAUUACUCGAAAUGUGAGGCGAAGUCCAAAUUCUUGCGACUAAUGACUAAAUUAGAAGAAUUGCAUCUUUUGAAUGAAGACCACAUACGGAUGUAUUUGGACGCCGGAUCGGCCAAUGAUUUUGGACCACUGCUACUCGAAAUAUUUGACCUCCCGGUGUCCGGGCAAUAAAUAAAUUGCAAUAUUUUUGUUAAAUUUAUUAUUCUUAUAAAUAUUACUCUAAUGUUAUCUUGAAUUCACUUUUUAAUGAAUGCUAUCAUAUGUUAACAAUUCAAUAAAAUAUUUAUAGAAAUCUCUAUUUAAAAA